AUGAACAUCUUUAGAAUCCUAGGUGAUAUCUCUCAUUUGAUAAGCAUCUUGAUCCUAAUACAUGCUGUAUCAACAACAAAGUCUGCUCAAGGUAUCUCAUUAAAAACUCAAGCAGCUUAUGUCGUAGUCUUUGUGAGCAGGUAUCUUGACCUCUUUUUCAGAUAUGUGUCACUUUACAACACGCUGAUGAAACUCUUUUUCAUUGUCUCUUCCAUUUACGUUGUGUUUUUGUUAAAUCGGUACAAAAAGAACAGUGAAAAGACCAAUGAUAUUUUCCCAGUAUGGUAUCUCUUUGGAGGAGCGUUCGUUUUCGCUUUGAUCUUCAACUACGAAUUUAGUAUUGUGGAGAUUUUGUGGAGCUUCAGUCUUUGGUUAGAAAGUGUUGCUAUCAUUCCGCAAUUAGUGGUUCUUCAGAGAACGGGAGAAGCUCAAUUACUAACCACACAUUACAUAUUUGCACUUGGAUUAUACAGAGCGUUAUACAUCCCCAAUUGGAUCUACCGUUACUACACAGAGGGUCGCAUGGACAAGAUUGCAGUCAUUUCUGGUAUCUUACAGACUAUUGUCUAUUCUGACUUUUUCUACAUUUACUACAAGAAAGUAGUUAAGAACUUGAAAUUCAAGCUGCCAGAAUGA
Messenger RNA from Komagataella phaffii GS115, 636 nucleotides. RefSeq lists its product as uncharacterized. Gene Ontology annotation, molecular function: ER lumen protein retrieval receptor activity. Gene Ontology annotation, biological process: protein retention in ER lumen; endoplasmic reticulum to Golgi vesicle-mediated transport. The record is from RefSeq and is a predicted model, not a curated record. Lineage: Eukaryota; Fungi; Ascomycota; Pichiomycetes; Pichiales; Pichiaceae. The transcript is spliced from 2 exons. Gene Ontology annotation, cellular component: cis-Golgi network; endoplasmic reticulum; membrane. The coding region runs from base 1 to 636 and encodes 211 amino acids.